This is a messenger RNA of Stegodyphus dumicola, 10465 nucleotides long. RefSeq lists its product as uncharacterized. Lineage: Eukaryota; Metazoa; Arthropoda; Arachnida; Araneae; Eresidae. Gene Ontology annotation, cellular component: cortical actin cytoskeleton. Gene Ontology annotation, molecular function: actin binding; myosin binding. The record is from RefSeq and is a predicted model, not a curated record.
GAACCAUAACGCUGCAUAACUUCAACUUCGUGGUUGACAAGUACGUGUCGUGUAUGUUGCGGCACGUACGAAGUUGAUACAUGUACGACAGAAGUUUCCGUGAUAAAUGCAUGGAGAUGCAUGACAAAAUGCGUGAAAAUAGGAGUACAAAAGCUUACAGACAUAAGAAGGCUUCUAAUCCAUAAAGGUAUGGGAAAACCUGAUAUAGCCACCAUUACUGCUUUUGAAUGUAGAAGUAUUUUAGAUUCUAUUCAAAACGAAUAUGAACAGCGGCAAAAAGAAGACAGCAUUUUGAGCAAAUUACAAGAGGAUCUAGCUGAUCUUAUAGCACAGCGAAACAUCUUAGCAAAACGAAAAGAAUUUAAUGAGAAGUACUGUGUUCUGUGUUGCUCAGCAUUCAAUUUGCUGUUCAAAAGGAAAGUAUUUUGCCAAGACUGUAAUUUUUGGAUUUGUCGGUCAUGUUCACUCUGGGAUAAUUCUUCUAAGCACUGGUUGUGCAAAGUUUGCGAAAAACAAAAACUUCUAGAUGCUGAAUCUCGUGCAUGGAUAUGUAAUCGUGUAAAGGCUAGUUUUGGUAACUUUGGAGCUGCCAAAGCUUUGCACAGUUUUUGCCGCUCAAGAAGGAUUUCUGAUAGUGAAAAUGAUUCUGGAUAUGGAACAGCUGGUGAUUUUAUACCAUUAAUGAAAUUACUAAGCUCUCAUUCAUUGAACAAAGAACUAAAAAUGUCUGAAAUAUCUCAUGAUGAAGAUUGUGAAGAUGAUGAUGAUGAUGUUGGUGAUGAAGAAGAAUUAGCUGAAAUUCAUCAUAGCAUUGAAACUAUUCUGGAAGGCCUUCUUGGAGGAACGUUAGAUGAUGCUUCUGUUGAUUAUCUGUACCCAAACUCAUGUUUAUAUAUAAAUUUAUUUUCUGCAUAUCAUGUCAGACUUGUUGAAGUAAUCCAAAACCUAUCAAAAGCAUUGCAAAAGGCAUUACACAAUUUACCUUCUGAAAAUGGUAUUACACCUACAACUGCUCAUGCUGCAUUAAAAAAUGUUAUUGCUGCUCUUGUUGAGGAGUGUCAAGAUUUACCUCCAUUACAGGUUUCUGAGCAAGGGGAGUGUGAAUCCAAUAUAAUUUCAAAUGUUGAUUUUGCUGAAAUAUUUUCUUCAUAUGACAGCUUGGUUGCUGCUGCUGUUAUAAAUAAGAUUGUUGAAGAAAGUCAAUCUAAAUUUAAGGCAAGUGUAUAUAAUUCAUUAGAAGAAAAUCCUAAGAUAGAAGAAAAUGAAAAAGUGUAUCGUCAGUCAACAGAGCAUAUCAGUGAAGAGGCUUUUGAGAAUAUUGUUUCAAGUGCAACUGGUUUUAAUUUACCUGUUGAAUGUGUGCAAAUUGAAGAAAUCGAAGAAAUAACACAAGAAUUUACAGAUUCUGAAGAUGAUAAGCUUAGCAGCAUUAGUAAGUGGUCAAACAGUUUGCAAAGUGUAGAAGAAGUUGGCAUUCAAAAACAUCCUGACAUUGAUCCUUUCCUUGGUAUGGAUCCUUCAAAUAAUGUCCCUACUCCAUUUCCUGAAUUUGGUUGUGAUUUGGUAGAUGAUCCAGAAAAUAAAGAUUGUGGAAUUACAUGCCAUUCUACAGCUGUAACAUCAUGGGAAGAUAAUUGGUUGUUCCGAAAGAAAAAACGCCUACCUCUGUACAGCAAUUUAAAAUAUCAGCUUUUAACAUAUUGUGAUGAACCUCCCUGUAUGCUAAUACCUUGUCCAACUGAAACAACAGAUAAUGUUGAAUCUGAUGAGUUUUCUUCUGAGUUGUCAGAGACACAUUCUGCAGGUUCACUAGAAUUUUCUAGUGAUCCUGAUGAUUUAAAAUUAGAAAAUGAAAAUUUUGAACUGAGUAGUAAAUUGUACAAUGAAGCUACAUCUAAGUCAUUAACUCCAGCUGUCAUUGAUCCUAGUCCUGAUACUGAAAUAAGUGAACUGCCUGACGUUCAGUUUCUUGAAUCACAGCUAAAUGUAGAGUGCCAAGUAAAUGAAUCAAAAAGUGAGAAAAUAGUAAACUUAGGUAACGCAGUUGCAUCAAAAGAAUUAGGUACAGAACAUGAACCAAGUCUUCCAUGUGAAGAGGAACAUCUUAGUCAUCCAUGUGAAGAAAAACAAGCUGAAUCAUAUUCUCCUUUGGUUGAAAAUGUGUGCAUAAGUACUCCUCCUCGACCAGGCACAAUUGCUGAGCGAGAACACAAAAAAUGGCUGAAUGCUAUUCCUUUAAAAAAUAAUCCUUACAGUGCAGAAAAUAUAUCAAAAAGACUUAGUUAUUCAAAAAAAGCUAUUUUAAAGGAACCCAUUUCAUCAUUUGAAGAAUUUGAGCGUAAACUGUCUGUUUCAUCAGAAACUUCAGAAUCUGCCAUGAAUAAGCUAAACUGUGGUCCGAAAUCAAUAGAUAGUGAACUUUAUAAAAGGGAUUAUUAUGUAAACAAAGAUUAUGAGAUUCAAGGUGGAAAUAUAUAUCCUGUGAAAAAAUCAAAAUCUAUGUGUUCUAUAAAUGAUGACGGCUUUGAUGCACUUUCCGAAGAAGCACUGAAUUCUUUUGAAGAAAAGGUUUAUAUCAGCUCUGGGAAAGUUUUCACAUUAGAAAACCAUGUUAAAAGACUAGAGCGUGAACUAAAGGAUUUAUCUCCAUCUUCUGAAACUCCAUUGCAGCUGGAUGAGCAACGAAGGAAUGAAAUUUCCAUAAAUAAUGCAAAUCCUACUUCAGAUGAGGAGAGCUUGCCCCUUCCAUCUGUUAAGUGCCUUGCUACAAAAUUUUCACCCAACGGUAAACAAGUUAUUUUAGAAGAGAAAUCAGUUGUUACAGAAGACAAAGUGUCAAAUAAAACGGAAGAAAAACUUAAGAAAAGUAGACCAUGCAUGAAAGUUCAUAGUUUAACAGCUCGCAGUUUAUCAAGGGAAUUCCGUGAUCUAGCUAAGCAAAACCUCCCCAAACCUAUGAACAGGACUAUUCAGGUGCCUUCCCAUAGUUGUGAUGAAGGCACAAGUGAAAGGGAAAGUUUAUGUAGCCCAGAAUCAGUGCAAAGUUCUUUCAGUGCAGCUCAUACUGAUAUUGGUCAUGGUUAUACAUCUGACGAGAGCAAUACAAGUACGAAUUCCAUUCCCAGGUCAAAAGUACGAAGGCACAUAUCUAGAUCCAUUCUUCAGAGAGCUUCUUAUUGGGAAAGAAGAGCUGAACAAGGUUUACUUAGUGAUGCCUCUGUGAGUGAAGAAUUUCCAGGCAUAGAUAUCAAUCCUGAAUAGUAUUAGUAUAAAUGUUUUUACCCAAAACCAAAUUUAGUCUCAUUCUUGAGCUCAGUUAAUGCUGAAUGUUCUACAGGAUUAUUUUUCUUACAUUACAGAUAGUUAAUAUUUUGUUAAAAGAAUUUUUAGUUAGUUUCAAGUUAUCCAAGUAACAAUUUUUAUAAUUCUUUCCUUACAUAAAAUUACAUAUUCUUGGUUAAGUCAUCUGUUACAGUUAUUGCACUGCUCAUUAUAGUCUGUGUAAUAAAAAUAAAAGUUUUAAAUGUGAUUCAGCUAAACUGCUGCAACUAUCUGAAAACAUUCUAGGUGACUGAACAAAUUGUAAUUUUCAAAAACGUGGACCUAGGUAAAUUAAAAGUUGGUGAGGUGAUGAAGUAGCCUUAAAUUAGUUGAACUCAUAUGGACCAGCAAAACUGUUCAUGUUAUCUAAAAUUUCCAGAAAUAGUUUCUUACUUUCAUAAUUUCUACUUUUGUUCAAAUUAAUUGAAAUUUUGAGUUAAAGAGUGUUAAUUGUAUUCACAAAAGUUCUUUCAAUGUUCAUUAUGAAAUGUUUUCUUUUUUUUUUUUUUUUUUUUUUUUUCAAAAAGUAUUUUAAUUUUGGUAGGUUAACUGAGAUAUACUACGCAGUAGAUGUGUAUGCAACGAGGAGUAAUGCAGAGUCAAUUACAUUCAUUUUAUGAUGCAAUACGUCAAGCAUUUCUGUAUGAAGCAAUUUUUUUUUUUUUUUUUAUAUAUAGUGGUUUCACAUGGUUUUAAACUAUUCUCAUUACAUUCUGCAUUUAGAUUUUUUAAAAAUCUAAUGUUUCACAAUAUACAUAGUAAGUAAGAAAAAGCUUCAGCAAAACUUGUAAUAAAAGUUUUGCCAAAAAUGUCAUAUUCAAGCAUAUUCUGUUCCUUCCCCCCCCAGCAACAGUUAGGUACUUGGCCUUCCUACUAAGCUUUGUUAUAUUAUGUUCCUCCUACCGUUGCUUAUUUCCAUUAGCUUGAAUGUAGACUUCCUUGCAUGAUAGCAAGUAUUCUAUUUUUUCUCACGCACAUACUUCUGUGCAGAAUUUCAUCUAUUACUUGGUGCAUCUUUUAUAUUCUACCUCUGGUAGAUUUUGUGCAGCAUUUUGUUAAUAUUGUUGAUGGUUUUAUUUCAUGUUUUUUAUAUGUUAAAAUGCAUUGUUUAUGUUUAUUGUUAUUUUACAAAAUAAUAUACUUUUUUAAAUUUUGUGUUAGGUUGCCAUGUUAUGCUUGAUCUUACUAUGUUUUAAUUAAUAGUGUAGCAAUUUUUAAAUCAAUUUCAAUACAGGGUAUGAAUUUUACAUUAUUUUGUGCUUUCCUAAAUGUCCAAAGUAAAUUUUAUUACUGAAACUUGCACAUGGAUGGGAAAAACAGAAUUUUUUUUUAAUUGUUUUGUUUUCAAACUUUUGUUCACAAUAUUUGGUUAUAUUCUGAAAUAUUAUAUUAAAGUAAAAUUACUGUAUCAGCUUACUAAAUACACAGAGUACGUAAUUUGCAAGUACAAAUUAGCUUUUCUUGAAUACAUAGGUUGGGGCAAAAGUCAUGGCAACUAUUUUUUUCCUUGAAGAUACCAGUCCGGUUGAAAAAUGUGACAUAUACAGACGAAAGGACAAGGUCUUAACUACAUGUGUGGACAAUGAAUAGCAUUGAAAUAUCGUAACACAUGAAUUUAUUAUGGUAGUAUACAGAGCAAUAUAGCCUUCACCGUGCAAAAGAAUGAUAAUACAAUACACAUAAAGUUGACAUGAGAAACCUGGGCCUAAAGACCCUCAAUGUAGUCCCCUGCUACUGUCACCACACGCUGCUAACGAUGUGGGAGGCGCUGAAUACCAUCAGCCUCAGCAUUUGCUGCACCAUGUGUGAAUCGGGUCAUCUGUUGGCGCACAGCAUUAGAAAUCUCCUCUCGUGUUGCAAACCGCCAACCACGUAUUGGUUCCUUAAUUUUGGGAAUGAGAUCAAAGUCACAGGGGAAAGGUAAGGAGAGUACGGUGGGUGCUCCAAUUCUUCCCAUCCCCAACGUCGGAGUAGCUGCCAUACACACUCUGCUUUAUUUGGUCUUACAUUGUUGUGCAGAAUUUAUUGCACUGUCCACAAGAUCCGGACGUUUUAUCCUGAAUGCCACGUCGUACCUGUCGCACCCGGAAGUCUCUGUACUACUGUGCAGUCAUCGUUCUUCCAUGAGGAACAAAGUGGCAAACAAUGACACCCUUCACGUCAUAUACGACGAUCACCAUCAAUUUGACUGAGGAAGGAUUUUCACGCUAGCUCAUUAUGCAAUAUCCUGUGGAUGGUGUGUUUCUCGAUGCUACUUGCCCUCUCUAACUCCAGUAAUGUCCAUCGUCUGUCUUCAUCCAUGAGAUGCUCAAUGAUGGCACGUGCCAAGUCGGUCCGCACACUCACCGGUCAUCCCGAACGUUGCUCAUCACUGGUUUACACACGUCCUUGCUGAAACUUUCCUACCCACCGUUCUACUGUACGAUAUGGUAAGGCAUUCCCAAGGGCUUCUACUAAUUCACUGUGACAUUCCAUAUCGCAUUUCUCCGUCAGAGAACGGCUAUUUUGAUGUAAGCGCGCUGCUCAACACGGGUUACUUCCAUCUCGCACAGCACUCACCAACUGACUGAUUUCAGAGCCCUCACUACCACAAAGCCAUCUGUUGUUCUGCACACACACUAAGCCUGCAGAACUUCCACACAACAGAUAUACGUUUUGUGAUCCAUUCACAUAUCCGUUCCAUGACUUUUGCCCCAACCCUCGUAUAAACAUUUAGUGAAAAUCUUUUAUUAAGAAAUGAUUUAAAACUGCUACUAGUACUUAUAAUGCUUUACAUGCAUUUACAUUAAAAAAGAUCCUUCAAUUUAAGCCUUGUAGUUUGAUUCUUAAGAACUGUGUUUUUAAAAAAAAUAUUGAAUUUUGUUUGAUGAUUUUUAGAUAAUAAUUCUUUUGAUGGGUAAUGCUCAACCUUUUUUUUUUUUUUUUUUUUUUCAUUACAUAUUUGAUUCUGCUCAUUAAGAUGUUAAUGCUGUUAAUUUUCAUCAGUCGGUCUGUUAAUGAAACAAUAUGCAAUUUAUAUAAAAUGUUUUAUUUUUCAUACAUUAACAGCAUUUGGAAAACUAUUUAUUUUAUAAUGUACCUUGCAUAAGAACAGCACAUUAUAUCAUAUAUCUUGUCAGAAAUUUUUGUUAAUGACUUAAGUUGUUUUGAUUAUAAUGAAUUGCGUUACUUAAGUAUGGGAAUGCGCACCUUGAAGAUAAAUUAGCAGUACUGCAAAAUUCAAAAUGAAUUUCUAUUUUUGAUUAUUUAUAUUAAAUAUUCAAAUGUUUCAAAUUAUGGUAAUGUGUUCGAUUUUUAUAAUUUAUUUUGUUUCAUUAAUAUUAAAAGUGUAUGCAGCCAAUCCUGUUGGGGGACUUUAAACAAUUCUUGUCCAUUUUAACAUACAGUUUAUGAGAUUAUACCAGAAUUAGAAUUAAUUGUGUUCUUUCAUAUAUAGGUUUAUAGAUAUUUAACUAAACCGAAUUAUACUGUAAAAAUUCUCAUCAUUUUCUGGAAUAUUUUUACAAUAGUUACACAAUUUUUUCAGUGAUCAAUGUCUGAUUUGUCCAUUCUUAUUAAUUUGUUCUUGUUAUAAAAUAAUUAAUUACUAAUUUUCUUUCAUUUCUUUCUCCAGUUCCAUUUAAGCCUUAAAUUAAAAUUAGAAGGUAAGCUUAAUUAAAAAAUUAUAUAUUUUAAUAACAUAAAGGCAGAAAGUGUUAACUAUUCUUGUUUUUUAAAAGUAUAUUCAAUGUAUAUCGAAGUCAGUAAUUAACAGGUUAUUCAAAUAUUACAUAUAGAAGAAAUAUUAAGAGUGAAAAUAUGUAUUAUGAGUGUAUGGAUUUUUCUUGUGUGUUUUAUGUAUCAAGAUGAAUUUCAUUUCCUUUCCUUUCCCCACCCCCAAAGGAGUUGCUUAAAAUCAUGGGUAGCUUGUAUUUUUUGUAUUCCAAUAAAGACAUAUCUUUUAUUUUUUUUAAGUUUAUGUGGUGUUCUAUCAUUUAGCAGUAUUAUAUUUUAAGGAUAUAUGUAUUAUUCUUCCAAUUACUGUUGUUAAACUAUUUUGUAAAUAUUGUAAAUUUGUUUUAUUUCAGACAGUAUUCUGAUAUUUUACUGCAAUAAAGUCUUAUUUUAAGACUUCCUGUUCUAUAUUAUUAUUACAAAUGUACUUAUAUUUAUACAUGUACAAGAAUUCCAAAUCUUUGCAAUGAAAAUGUGUGUCAUAUUUCAUAAUAGUAUUAAUGCGAAGAUUUGAAAUUAUUUAGAUUGUUUAACUAGAAUAAAAUUAUAUUUUAAUACUUUUUGGUCUCUUUUAUAAAAUAUUUUUCUCCAGCACAUUCAUAUAGUAACUCAUUUUUUUCUGCACAAAUUAAAACUCAAAUACAGCCAACAUUCAUAUAUGCACUUGAUAGUAAUAUAAGCAAUUAGCAAUAGUUUUGAAGCAGCAAAUGGCUAUUUUUUCAGCAAGAUUUAUUUUUAGUGAUUAGUUAGUUCUGUAAGCAAGUAUAUAUGUACAAUCUGCUAGCAUAAGAAUGUUACUGCAGCAAAUGCAUCUGUGCAAGCUCCGUAUUUAAAAUUUUUUGGUUGCUAGUAGUUACCUCAUCAUAAAUUUUAUGUCAGUAACUAGACUGCGUUUUAGUUGCAUUAUUAUCAUUAUUUAAAAAAAAAAAAAAAAAAAAAAAACCGGUUUAAAAAAAUAUUUUUCUCAAAUUUUCUAUUAAAAAAAGUGUUUGAAAAUAGUAACAGACUGCACAUAAAAGUAGAUGUUGGGGGGGGGGGGGGAAUGUGUUUGAUUCUAAGACUUUUAAUUAAUUAUGGUCUAGAUUUCAAUGCAGACAAAAGUUAGAUUUUCAGACAAUUUAAUUUUAAAAAAAUUUACAUUUUUUCAAAAAUGAAAGCAGUAUACAAAUGUAUUAAAAACAUGAGCCCAAUAUUCACAAUACUACAGUAACAUUCAGAAAAUAAAAAGAAAUUACUAGUAAGCACGAAAAAUUUACUUACAUAUAUAACUGACAUAAUAAGUGAAACAAAUACUGUAAUCUACCAUUUAAAAGGUAGCAUUCUUAUAAAUCACAAGCAUUUUAAAAAUUUAAGUUUUUUACAUAAUUAUGAAUAUGGAAAUUUCAUUUAAAAAAACUGCUGCGAAGAAAAAUAUAAAAUUUAAAUAUAAUUUUAACACAUUGAUGAAAACAUUCAUAUUUAUAAAAUUAAUAAAAAUUUUAUGCUAUAUGAAUUUCUUAAAUAGUAAUCUAAUUAAUAUAUAUCAGUAUAUUUCACCGUUAAAAAAUUCAUAAAAAUCAACUAAAAUGUUAUACAGAAACCAAAACUAUAGUGUUUUAAAUACACUUGAAGAUAUACAAAUAUUAUAAAUGAUAUUUUUUAUUAUAUACAGUAAAAGCAAAAUUUACACUUAUAAUGUAUAAGAAAGUUUUGUAAAAAAUUUACAGUUUUAUAAGAAAAACUGGCAAUUUAAAAAUAACUACAGAGAUAUGUAAUAAGACUUAUAAGAAAAGCAUUAAGAACAAAUACCUAAUAAAUGCAUUUACAUGUUUCUUAUACUGUAUGCAACCUAUUUUAAUAAAUGGAAAAGAACUGCCAAUAUGAACUUCAAGAAAAUUUCAACCUUGGAUUGAAAAUGAUUUUAUAGAACAGCUAUAUAUAUUAUGAGAAAAUGAUGUCUUUUCAAAAUAUUUUUGCACUUUCAAGAAGAGAGAACUGUGUCAUAUUCCCUUAAAAUGCAUACAGUUUUUUACAAAGCUAAUAUUAACCUAAGGUAGAAUUUUGUCUAAUUUGAAAUGGUUAGUAAAUGUAGAAAUAUAGAGAGAAAGAAUUUGAUCAAACUUUAUUUUCCUUAAAUUUGGUUUAAAUAUUUAAAAAGAAAUUCAACCACUUAAAAGUGCCUUUUCGAAUUUAAUUAACAAGUUCUUUUUUUUUUUUUUUAGUAAAUAUUAAUCUUAUUAUUAAUGGUGAUUCCUCCCCUAAUUUUAUUUUAAUAUUUUUUAUAUUAAUUAUAUGUUCUAAAACACUGAUCCAAUUAGUUUUUAAUAGUUUGCAUUCUGAACAAUAUAUACAUAUAAAUAACAUAUGCUACAAUUAAUUAUUCAUUUUGGUUUCAGAUUAUGCAAUGCCAAUUCAGUUUUGUUUUAACUUCACCAUUACUUUAUGCAAAGCAACUAUUGUGUUUUUCUUCCUGAGGUAUUCAUGUAUUACCAGAUUCUGUAGUAAUUAUAUUGUUAUUUAUAUUUUAAAAAGUAUUUGCUUAAGUUCUUCAUAUAUAAUUGAUAUAAUGAAAGGGAGAUCAAAAAGAUGUUUAAGAUCCAACUUAUAUUCAAUUGAUAUCAUAAAAACAUCAGGGAAUGGAACAGUGGUAUGCAUGAUGAUAUUUUCAUUUGUUAAUUUCAAUGUUACUGUACAUUAAAUAAUCCAAACAAAUAAUGAGAACUUACCAUUCGGUCAUUGAUGACUUGGAUUAGGUGCAUAGCAUCAGUUCUUUCCAGUUUUAACUAAAUUAAGUAUCAGGUCUAUGCUCAUCAAAUGCAACAGAAUUUAAAUUUCUUUUAGUUAUUCAUAACAUAUAGUCAAUGCAUAAUGUAACUCAGUGGGGGUAUAAUCAAUGGCAUGUUCUUAACUAAAUAGGAAGAUUAUCUUUUUUAAAACAUAGAUAAAAAAAGGCUCAUUCAGAUUUUUUAGAUGGUUCUUUUAAAUUUUUUAGGAAAAAAAAAAGACAUGUAAUUAAAAUGAAAGCAUAAUAUAAUAUUGUUGAAUAAUAUAGAAUAAAGAAUUGAAAAAGAAUAAUAUAUUAUUAUAUAUUACACAAGUAUAAACCAAACUUGUACUCUGAUGACUUUUUUUGUAAUGUAAAUGGCUGUUAUAAAAUUACUCCAUAAUAUUCAUCAUAGUUUUAAUGUGUUACUUAUUACAUAUUAAGUAUGAAAUACAUUACACAAAUUUCGAGUGUACAUGAAGUGCAAAAAUAUGCUUGGAGCAUAAACGGUUAAUUGUAAUCAAUGCAAUUUCAACAGCUACUUAAGUAAUUAACAUUUAGCUGCACAAAUGUUUUUCAUUUACUGACCAUAAAGAUGUAUAUGUGUUUAUAGUAACAUUGGCAAGAUAAAAACCAUCCAUUCAGUACAAAGUUAAUGACAAUCACCACAAAAAAAAAAAAAAAAAA